CACGCUUUGGCAGGGAUGCAGAAGCUUCUGUCGGAAGAGAGGUUUGUAUCCAUGGAAACAGACUCUGAUGAGAAGCAGCUGCUCAAUCAGAUCCUGAAUGCCGUGAAAGUGACGCCUUCGCUCAACGAAGACCUGCAGGUGGAAGUGAUGAAGGUUUUACUGUGUGUCACCUACACCCCGACAUUUGACCUGAAUGGGAGUGCCGUGCUGAAAAUCGCGGAGGUGUGCAUUGAGACAUACAUAUGCAGCUGUCACCAGCGUAGCAUAAACACUGCUGUCCGGGCAACUCUCAGCCAAAUGCUGAGUGACUUGACUUUACAGUUACGACAAAGGCAGGAGAAUACGAUAAUUGAAAACCCGGAUGUCCCACAGGAAUUCGGGAAUCAAGGGCGCACGGUAGAGUCCCUCUGUGAUGAUGUUGUCUCUGUACUCACUGUCCUGUGUGAGAAGCUACAAGUCGCCAUAAAUGACAGCCAGCAGCUGCAGCUUCUGUACCUGGAGUGCAUCCUGUCCGUGCUCAGCAGCUCCUCCUCCUGCAUGUACCUGCACAGGGGAUUCACAGACCUGAUCUGGAAAAACCUCUGCCCGGCUCUCAUCGUGAUCCUGGGGAACCCGAUUCACGACAAAACCAUCACGUCUGCUCACAGCAGCAGUGCCAGCACGAGCACGGAGUCGGACUCUGCAUCCCCCGGAGUUUCUGACCACGGCCGGGGAUCGGGCUGCUCCUGCACGGCGCCAGCCCUGAGCGGCCCCGUGGCCCGGACCAUCUACUACAUCGCGGCCGAGCUGGUCCGGCUCGUGGGGUCGGUGGACUCCAUGAAGCCCGUGCUCCAGUCCCUCUACCACCGAGUGCUGCUUUAUCCCCCACCCCAGCACCGGGUAGAAGCCAUCAAAAUAAUGAAAGAGAUACUCGGGAGCCCACAGCGUCUCUGCGACUUGGCAGGACCCAGCUCCACUGAACCAGAGUCCAGAAAAAGAUCAAUUUCAAAAAGAAAAUCUCAUCUGGAUCUUCUUAAACUCAUCAUGGACGGCAUGACUGAAGCAUGCAUCAAGGGUGGCAUCGAAGCUUGCUAUGCUGCUGUGUCCUGUGUCUGCACCCUGCUUGGUGCCCUAGACGAGCUCAGCCAGGGCAAGGGCCUGAGCGACGGGCAGGUGCAGCUGCUGCUUCUGCGCCUGGAGGAGCUGAAGGAUGGGGCCGAGUGGAGCCGAGACUCCAUGGAGAUCAACGAGGCCGACUUCCGCUGGCAGCGGCGAGUGCUGUCCUCGGAACACACACCGUGGGAGACAGGGAAUGAGAGGAGCCCUGACAUCAGCAUUAGCGUCACCACGGACACAGGCCAGACCACUUUGGAGGGAGAGUUGGGCCAGACCACCCCCGAGGACCACUCGGAUCAUCACAAGAACAGCCUCAAGUCGCCAGCCAUCCAGGAGGGCAAGGAGACGCUGAGCAAAGUGUUGGAGCCGGAAGCAGUGGACCAGCCAGAUGUCGUGCAGAGAAGCCACACGGUCGCCUACCCUGACAUAACCAACUUCCUGUCUGUGGACUGCAGGACGAAGUCCUAUGGAUCUAGGUAUAGUGAGAGCAACUUUAGUGUAGACGACCAAGAUCUUUCUAGGACGGAAUUUGAUUCCUGUGAUCAGUACUCGAUGGCAGCAGAAAAGGACUCAGGCAGGUCCGACGUGUCAGACAUUGGGUCGGACAACUGUUCCCUGGCUGAUGAAGAACAGACCCCUCGGGACUGCCUGGGCCACCGGUCCCUGCGAACUGCCGCCCUGUCUCUAAAACUGCUGAAGAACCAGGAGGCUGAUCAGCACAGCGCCCGGCUGUUCGUGCAGUCCCUGGAAGGCCUCAUUCCUCGGCUUCUGGCUCUCUCCAGUGUGGAAGAGGUAGACUCUGCCCUCCAGAACUUUGCCUCUACUUUCUGCUCAGGCAUGAUGCACUCUCCUGGCUUUGACGGGAACAACAGCCUCAGCUUCCAGAUGCUGAUGAACGCGGACAGCCUGUACACGGCCGCACACUGCGCCCUGCUCCUCAACCUGAAGCUCUCCCACGGCGACUACUACAGGAAGCGGCAGACCCUGGCCCCAAGCGUGAUGAAAGAGUUCAUGAAGCAGGUGCAGACCAGCGGGGUGCUGAUGGUCUUUUCCCAGGCCUGGAUUGAGGAACUGUACCAUCAGGUGCUGGACAGGAACAUGCUCGGAGAGGCCGGCUACUGGGGCAGCCCUGAGGAUAACAGCCUUCCCCUCAUCACCAUGCUCACUGAUAUUGACGGCUUGGAGAGCAGUGCCAUCGGUGGCCAGCUGAUGGCCUCGGCUGCUACGGAGUCUCCCUUCACCCAGAGCAGGAGAAUCGAUGACUCCACAGUGGCAGGCGUGGCAUUUGCUCGCUAUAUUCUGGUUGGCUGCUGGAAGAACCUGAUCGAUACUUUAUCAACCCCCCUGACGGGCCGAAUGGCGGGGAGCUCCAAAGGUCUAGCCUUCAUUCUGGGAGCCGAGGGCAUCAAAGAGCAGAACCAGAAGGAACGGGAUGCCAUCUGCAUGAGCCUGGACGGGCUGCGGAAAGCCGCGCGGCUGAGUUGCGCUCUAGGGGUUGCUGCUAACUGUGCCUCGGCCCUUGCCCAGAUGGCGGCUGCCUCCUGUGUCCAGGAAGAGAAAGAGGAAAGGGAGGCACAAGAACCCAGUGAUGCCAUCGCACAAGUGAAACUAAAAGUGGAGCAGAAACUGGAGCAGAUUGGGAAGGUGCAGGGGGUGUGGCUGCACACAGCCCACAUCUUGUGCAUGGAGGCCAUCCUCAGCGUAGGCCUGGAGAUGGGGAGCCACAACCCGGACUGCUGGCCACACGUGUUCAGGGUGUGCGAGUACGUGGGGACGCUGGAGCACACGCACUUCAGCGACGGUGCCGUGCAGCCUCCUCUGACGAUCAGCCAGCCCCGGAAGGCGUCUGGGGGCGCUGGCGUCCUUGGGGACCCUGAGUGCGAGGGCGCGCCCCCGGAGCAGAGCCCGGAGCAGGGGCGGCCCCUCAGCACGGGCCCUGUGGUGCAGCCGCCGUCCAUCCAGGACCUGGUCCGGGAAGGCAGCCGGGGCCGGGCCUCCGACUUCCGCGGCGGCGGCCUCGUGAGCGGGAGCAGCGCGGCGGCGGCUGUGCUCACCCUGUCCACCCAGGCCGACAGGCUCUUUGAAGAUGCUACAGAUAAGUUGAACCUCAUGGCUUUAGGAGGUUUCCUUUACCAGCUGAAGAAAGCAUCGCAGUCCCAGCUUUUCCAUUCUGUUACGGAUACAGUCGAUUACUCUCUGGCAAUGCCAGGAGAAGUUAAAUCCACCCAUGACCGGAAAAGCGCUCUCCACCUGUUCCGCCUGGGGGAUGCCAUGCUGAGGAUCGUGCGCAGCAAAGCGCGGCCCCUGCUCCACGUGAUGCGCUGCUGGAGCCUCGUGGCUCCCCACCUGGUGGAGGCUGCCUGCCAUAAGGAAAGACAUGUGUCUCAGAAGGCUGUUUCCUUCAUCCAUGACAUACUGACAGAGGUUCUCACGGACUGGAACGAGCCGCCUCAUUUCCACUUUAAUGAAGCACUCUUCCGACCUUUUGAGCGUAUUAUGCAGCUGGAGUUGUGUGAUGAGGAUGUCCAAGACCAGGUUGUGACAUCCAUCGGCGAGCUGGUGGAAGUGUGUUCCACACAGAUCCAGUCUGGAUGGAGGCCCCUGUUCAGUGCCCUGGAAACAGUGCACAGCGGGAACAAGUCUGAGGUGAAGGAGUACCUGGUUGGUGACUACUCCAUGGGAAAAGGCCAAGCUCCAGUAUUUGAUGUAUUUGAAGCUUUUCUCAAUACCGACAACAUCCAGGUCUUUGCUAACGCAGCCACUAGUUACAUCAUGUGCCUUAUGAAGUUUGUCAAAGGACUGGGGGAGGUGGACUGUAAAGAGAUUGGAGACUGUGUCCCAGGACCAGGAGCUGCGUCCACAGACCUGUGCCUGCCAGCCCUGGAUUACCUCAGGCGCUGCUCUCAGUUAUUGGCCAAAAUCUACAAAAUGCCCUUGAAGCCAAUAUUCCUUAGCGGGCGACUUGCUAGCUUGCCUCGAAGACUUCAGGAGCAGUCAGCCAGCAGUGAGGACGGAAUUGAAUCCAUCCUGUCUGAUUUUGACGAUGACACUGGUCUGAUAGAAGUCUGGAUCAUCCUGCUGGAGCAGCUAACAGCGGCUGUGUCCAACUGUCCCCGGCAGCACCAGCCACCGACCUUGGAUUUACUCUUUGAGCUGUUGAGAGAUGUUACCAAAACACCUGGACCCGGGUUCGGUAUCUAUGCAGUUGUUCACCUUCUCCUUCCUGUGAUGUCCCUUUGGCUCCGUCGUAGCCAUAAAGACCAUUCCUACUGGGACGUGGCUUCUGCUAAUUUCAAGCAUGCCAUCGGUCUGUCCUGCGAGCUGGUAGUAGAGCACAUUCAGAGCUUUCUACACUCAGACAUCAGGUAUGAGAGCAUGAUCAACACCAUGCUGAGGGACCUCUUUGAGCUACUGGUAGCGUGUGUGGCCAAGCCCACGGAAACCAUCUCCAGAGUGGGAUGCUCCUGUAUUAGGUACGUCCUGGUGACGGCGGGCCCUGUGUUCACAGAAGAAAUGUGGAGGCUUGCCUGCUGCGCCCUGCAGGACGCAUUCUCUGCCACACUCAAGCCAGUGAAGGACCUGCUGGGCUGCUUCCACAGCGGCACUGAGAGCUUCAGUGGGGAAGGCUGCCAGGUGCGGGUGGCGGCCCCCUCUUCCUCCCCCAGCGCCGAGGCUGAGUACUGGCGCAUCCGAGCUAUGGCCCAGCAGGUGUUUAUGUUGGACACCCAGUGCUCCCCAAAGACUCCAAACAACUUCGAUCAUGCUCAGUCCUGUCAGCUCAUUAUUGAGCUGCCUCCUGAUGAGAAACCAAAUGGACACACCAAGAAAAGCGUUUCUUUCCGGGAAAUCGUGGUGAGCUUGCUGUCCCAUCAAGUGUUACUCCAGAACUUGUAUGACAUCUUGUUAGAGGAGUUUGUCAAAGGCCCCUCUCCUGGAGAGGAGAAGACGCCCCAGGUCCCGGAGACCAAGCUGGCCGGCUUCCUCCGCUACAUAUCCAUGCAGAACUUGGCGGUCAUAUUUGACCUGCUGCUGGACUCCUACAGGACGGCCAGGGAGUUCGACACCAGCCCGGGGCUGAAGUGCCUGCUGAAGAAAGUGUCUGGCAUCGGGGGCGCCGCCAACCUCUACCGCCAGUCUGCGAUGAGUUUCAACAUUUACUUCCACGCGCUGGUGUGUGCCGUCCUCACCAAUCAAGAAACCAUCACGGCCGAGCAGGUGAAGAAGGUCCUUUUUGAGGACGAUGAGAGAAGCACGGAUUCCUCCCAGCAGUGCUCGUCAGAAGACGAAGACAUUUUUGAGGAGACCGCCCAGGUGAGCCCCCCGAGGGGCAAAGAGAAGAGGCAGUGGCGCGCCCGGAUGCCCUCGCUGAGCGUCCAGCCCGUGAGCAACGCGGACUGGGUGUGGCUGGUGAAGAGGCUGCACAAGCUGUGCAUGGAGCUGUGCAACCACUACAUCCAGAUGCACCUGGACCUGGAGAACUGUCUGGAGGAGCCGCCGGUCUUCAAGAGCGACCCCUUCUUCAUCCUCCCCUCCUUCCAGUCCGAGUCGUCCACCCCGUCCACGGGCGGCUUCUCCGGGAAGGACACGCCUUCCGAGGACGACCGCAGUCAGCCCCGGGAGCAUUCGGGCGAGUCCCUGAGCCUGAGGGCGGGCAGCGGGGACACGCUGAUGCUGCCGCCCAGCCCCAAAGUGGAGAAGAAGGAUGCCGGCCGCAAGAAAGAGUGGUGGGAGAACGCGGGGAACAAGAUCUACACCAUGGCGGCCGACAAGACCAUCUCAAAGCUCAUGACUGAGUACAAAAAGAGGAAGCAGCAGCACAACCUGCCCACGUUCCCCAAAGACGGCAAAGUGGAGAAGAAGGGAGAGCCGCUGGGCCCCAGAGGCCAGGACUCCCCGCUGCUUCAGCGUCCACAGCACCUGGUGGACCAAGGACAGAUGCGACAUUCCUUCAGCGCGGGCCCCGAGCUGCUGCGACAGGACAAGAGACCUCGCUCCGGCUCCACCGGGAGCUCCCUGAGCGUCUCGGUGAGGGAUGCCGAAGCACAGAUCCAGGCAUGGACCAACAUGGUGCUAACAGUGCUCAAUCAGAUUCAGAUCCUUCCAGACCAGACCUUCACUGCCCUCCAGCCAGCAGUGUUCCCUUGCAUCAGCCAGCUGACCUGUCAUGUGACGGACAUCAGAGUUCGCCAGGCUGUGAGAGAGUGGCUCGGCAGAGUGGGCCGCAUCUAUGACAUCAUUGUGUAGCUAACUCAUGUUCCGCUCCUAAGAAAAUACAUUAGUGAGGGUUACAGUCAGCCUGCCAAUCCAGCUGAUAGCAUUUCCCCACCACCACUUAAACUGGAGUCUCAAAGAACAAUGUUUCCUAAAGUCAAAAAGCCUUUCAGCCACUCCCUAAAUAAUCAGCAUUUGGGCCAUUCUGGGUACUAAUGUUGUAUCUUGAUGACACAAAUGAUACUUUUAUUUUGCACAUCAUUAUAGAAGAGUCUACAUUCCUUGAUACCUUCCCAAAUCUUGAAGUUUAUUUCCCAGUGCUUUUGCUUACAGUGUUGUCCCAAAAUGGGUCAUUUUCAAGGACCACCACUUUAAAAACACUAUGUUGAUCCAUUUGAUCCAUCAAUUUACAAAUAAAUGCAAUUCCUAAGGCAACAUCUGCUGGUAAGUCAAGCUGAUAUGUAAACACUCAGACAUCUAGUACUAGAUAUUACUUGGAGGAAGAUUUAUAUUAUGAUUAUGGGUUUGGCUGGGAAGAAAACAACAAACAUAUAUUCUUGGGUGUCAUAAUCAAGAAAGAAAUGACUUCUGUUAUAAAAUAAUCCAGAACAUUUCAAAAUUAUUCCUAAAUUGUUAAGAUUUUCAGGUAUGCACCCACUUCCCCAUGUAAGGUACUAUUGUGCCUUUAUUUCCCCAUUUCUGAAGGAAGAAAAUUCUUUCCUACCAGGGUGUUAAGUCUAUGGCUUGGCAGCCUUUGACACAGUGCCAUGAUAGUAGCUGAUACAUAUGUUGAAGACUGACAGGCUACUCUGGCCAUCCUGUUGUUCUUG
Molecule: messenger RNA, 7136 nt
Organism: Propithecus coquereli (Coquerel's sifaka)
Lineage: Eukaryota; Metazoa; Chordata; Mammalia; Primates; Indriidae
Gene: ARFGEF3
Product: ARFGEF family member 3
Exons: 32
Coding region: 16-6339 (2107 amino acids)
Biological process (GO): regulation of ARF protein signal transduction
Molecular function (GO): guanyl-nucleotide exchange factor activity
Source: RefSeq, a predicted model, not a curated record